AUGGCUGCAGUCGUUUCAUUGUCGAAGUCAAUCAACAAGAAUUGCCUAACUACACCACCGAAAACUGUCACUGCACCAUAUUCUUCAAAAGAAGGUAAACCAGAUAUUGGUCGGUGGGCUACCAAAUGUUGUUCUCUCCCGGUAUCGGGGUCUUCGUCGACAUCACUAUCGGCGCUGCCUUUCCAAACGAGUAGCGCUCCGAGACCUCGCCAAUUUACUGCUUGCGACGAACCUGAAACACAACUCCGAAGCCCCAGCGUUGAGAAAAAGGAAGCGCUGCGAAAAAUGCUCACACGACGGAGCGCGUAUGUCCUUAACCAGAUGAGCAAGCCCAACGAAUGGAACGUUACUCAGUUGAUAGUGCCAAGCGAGAACGACUACCGAAAUGAUCCCGCCUAUAUGAUAAGCGUCACCCAUUUUGCGCGGGAAAUGAAUGGUAUGGAGAAGAAAUCUAAUUGCCAGAAGCCAGCAAGUUUGGUUCUGUCGGUCUCUGACAAGAAAGCGAAAACACAAGAACAACUGCGACGCAGCUGGAGAAACGACAUCAAAAAGCUUUUCGACCAUUACGAGUAUCAUUGUUCUUUCUCCUAUCGACGUCCUGCUCGUGUCCAGGAAGAUUUAAACCCUGUUGAUCAGUCCGGAGAAAAGGAUAACGAGACAAGUCACGGAGGAAGUGGUACGGGAAGCAGCAAUGUCAACGCUUCGCUGGACAGGGUCACCCGUCGACAUCGUCGCUCAAGCAAUUUUUCGCGAUCAUCGGGCCUAACCGACCCUCCAACUCAGAGAAAGAUCAGGUCACGUAGGUCGUCUAUCCUGUCGCAACAAAGUUCGGGCAUCGUGGCUGGAGUUGUGCGGACUGGGAAUGCGCCAAAGGAGUAUGCGAGGACAAUCAGCACGGAUUCAACCCGAAGCAGUGUCUCCUCCCAGAAACCAAGUCAUGUUUAA
Messenger RNA from Acanthosepion pharaonis, 945 nucleotides. The record is from the annotation of a GenBank genome assembly. Lineage: Eukaryota; Metazoa; Mollusca; Cephalopoda; Sepiida; Sepiidae.